AUGUCCACAAUGGAAAAAUCCUGUCGGAUGUGCCAUCAAAACUCAGGGGUGCUCGUUAGCCCUUGCGGAUGCGAGGGGUCCAUGAAAUAUGUUCAUUCAAAGUGUCUUUCAGAUUGGGUUUUCUUUCACAGAUCGCUAUCAUGUGAAGUAUGUGGGGUUACCUAUAGUGUUGCUAAAGUACUUGGCUAUCGCCAGCCACAUGAAAGGCAUGAUAAGGUGAUGUUACUAUUAUCUAUUUGUAUUCGACGAUAUACACGAAAGACUCUAGAGGUGUUUUUACCUUUUCUUUUUCGUGUAUUUGCGCUUAUGUCAGUUCCUUUAAUUUUUGCAUUUUUUUAUAGUAUUCAAGUCUUGUUCAUUUCGAGGAUAUUAUAUUGGCAUUCACUUACUCCAUUAUUAGAAUACGUAGGUAAUCUCAAUCCCGGUUUUUCAUUUGCAAUGGGAAUGGGGCUUGCACUUCUUACGUUUCCAUUUUUUUUCCUAUGGGAGGCAUGGAGAGAGUGGUGUGCCUCUCACGAAGAGGUGUUUGGUGUACGCGUUAUGAGGGAAGAUGAGGCGGAGGGAAUCGUUAGAGAUCAGACGGUCAAUGAUACUUCUGGAGAAGUCGUGGAGGAUCCAUAUCAUUGGCGUGAAGAUCACGUUUUGGAGCCUGCAGUGCUUCCAGAGGACAUGGCAACUAUAUUAGAAACCAUUGACUUGGCGCAGAAUCGAUUGAAUGGUAAUCGAAUUUCGGAACGACUACUAUCAUCUCAACUAUUUCGUGUUGUUAUGCAAUUUCUAUCGUUCAGUGUAUUUGUUUGGGUCCUUAUUGGACUCUUUCCAGAGUUGGUACAUUUGACCGUAGUGACGUUGUGGAAAAUUUUGGACGGUAACUCUCAUUUUUAUGUUUUUGUAGAGAAAAUUUUUAUGACUUUUUCCACUUCUGCUAAUAUGGCUCAGGCGCGGUUUAAUAUGUUUUUAUCAUUUAUCAAUGCCUUAAGCUCAUCAAGAAUGGUUUUCUGGUCUCUCGCAUAUAUCUCGAGAAUGUUUACUAUUACAAUUUUUCUUUUACUGGCCUAUCGUCUUAAUCGAUUGCCAUAUCGAAAAAAGGCUGUUUCUCUGUUAAUAUUUUUACGAUCAUUCCUUAAUAUCCUCAUACUUUUGUUUUAUACUGUUCCCACAUUUUGUUUGUUGGCCAGAGUGUUCUGUGUGGAUCUAUUUACGAGUAAUGCAUCUAUUGAUACUGGUGAUUACGAUAAGGCAUGGGAAUUUCUUGGGUUUUCAAGUAAUAGUCCGUUGGAGAAUGUAUAUUCUGGUGAGAAGCCAGAAGUUUCAUUUUUCCCUUCACCAGUAGUGAUUUUUAGAGCCUUGGAGGUUCUUUCACAAAAUAGAAAAGAAGAGGAUGGGGUUUGUUGGAAUUUUAUGAAUCUUCACCUUUACAGUGAAAGUAACAACAGUUUUGGACUUAAUGGAGAAGCUUUGACGACAGAUAUGUAUGGUGAUGAUUCUGUAAUUUUUUCACUUUUCGUAUCUACUGUUUUUGUAUCAAAUGUGGAUAUUUCUUCACUUGUGGAAUCAAGCUAUGUUGUUGCUUUUCUUACAUUGAUAUCUAUUUAUCAUGUAAGUUUUAUUUUCGCAGCAACUCCUGCAAAGUGGAUCAGAUGGUCUUGUUUGUGGAAUAUAUUUCGAGCCAACUUUUUUCAAGUUAUAAGUAUUCUUGAUAUUAAGAUGUCUUUCUUCCUAUACUGCGAAAUAUGUGCACUCUCCGUAUUUGUUCUUUGUGUGUUUAUUCGUUCUUCGCUUGAUGUUGUCUAUACCAUAUGUCCUACAGCUAUUUUGCAGUUAUUGGUGGUUAAAAACAUUACAACUACGGUCGGUUGGAUGAGGGUUUUUUUCCUCUCAUAUGCUAUUCCUCAACACGCAGUUGAAGUGGCUCAUAAACAAGUGAUUUCUGUACUGAGUAACCUGUUUGAACUUGAAGAUGUAAUUCAAAAUGAACCCUUUUCAAUUUCGUCUCUUCUCUCAAGAGUGAUUCGUGUGACGGCCUUUAUUUUGUGCUAUUGGACCUUUAUUAUUGGAAUGAUUACAAUGUGCCUAAUCCCUGGUUUGUAUAUGCUUUACGAACGAAUUGGAUUUAUUCGCAGCGUACUAUUUAUUUUUUUUAAUGUAUACCAAUGUAUUUGUCAAUUAUGUCCUGAUGCGCAUAUUCUUGUAUUGGGGGUAAUGAGAGAUUUUCUUACAAGGACCAAAUCUUCAGUUGUAUUGAUGAGAUUUAAGUGGUGGUUUGGCUCGUCUUUUGGUUUAUUGGUGAAACAAAAUAAAAGUUCUGAGGAGGGAAUUCUCACUUAUGAGGUUAGACAUAUUUUUGCAAUACCUUCUAAUCUUCGUUCUAUAUAUGCAUCGAAUAUUCAAACUACUUUUUUAUUAUUGGAAAAUGAGGAAAAACGUAGUGUUUCUUUGUCAUCUCUUCAACGAACUAAAAGGGCCUUGAAGUUACUUCUUUCCAAUAAUGAUGCUAUAUGCAAACUGAGUGAAGAAGAUAUGUCUCUUCUAAUAGGUCUUAUGAAACUACCGAGUCUUAAAUCUGUAAUACGAUUCUUUCUUUUUUGUACACUUCUUUUAGUGAUACUGCCUUUUAUAGCUGGAUCAACGGUGAUAUUUUGGUUACAGAGUAUCGUUGUAGGUCCUCACUGUUAUAGUGGUCCACAAUAUCUCUUUUUUUUGUGGUCAUGGUCUGCUGGUACAGGUGUUACUCUCUUUCUUAGUAUAUUGAAUUUUCAAGAUGAUAAGGGUAUUGGUGCUCGGUGUUACUCAUACUAUUAUUGUGGUUUACACUAUUACACGACAAGAGAUACCAUGACCUUUGUUAUUAUCCCAUUUUUUCUGAAAUUAGCGAGCAUUACUAUUGUUCCCUGUGCUUUGAAAAAUACUGUGGUUUUAUUUUUACCAGUUUCAGAUGUAGUUUUUACUGAAAACAUUAGUUCACUAUUUAUUCUGACCCUGUUAAUAAUAUGUGCUUGCAGAAAGUGUUCAUCAGUGAUGGAGGUUGUACAUUAUGUGUGGAGUCAAUUACUUGGUAUGAGGGACCGCGAACUCCCUGGGGCAGUGAUCAUGCAGGAGAUGGUAUUCGCUGAGGGAAAUCCCCUGGCUCGACCCUCUACGGAUGACCAGAAGGAUAUCCCUGUGAGUGAGGUGAGAGCAGAAGGUGGAAUUGGAAAUAUUCUUGUAAUGAAAAUUAACACCAUAAAACAUUCUUGUGGAAAUGCGAUCGUAAGAGUGAAAUUUCUCUUCCUUACAAUGAAAGAAACCAUUCUGUCGUUUCUAACAAAUGUAGCUAAGAGAGAAAGUAUAGUGGAUGUUUUUUUUGUAGACAGAGGAGAAAUACACGAUGUGUCUCGCAAAUCAUAA
Trypanosoma theileri is the source of this 3387-nucleotide messenger RNA. RefSeq lists its product as uncharacterized. The record is from RefSeq and is a predicted model, not a curated record. Gene Ontology annotation, biological process: protein ubiquitination. Gene Ontology annotation, molecular function: ubiquitin-protein transferase activity; zinc ion binding. Lineage: Eukaryota; Euglenozoa; Kinetoplastea; Trypanosomatida; Trypanosomatidae. Bases 1 to 3387 code for a protein of 1128 amino acids. The transcript has a single exon.